UAAGAUAAUGAGAAAUAUUAGUAAUUUGAUUAAAACAAUUAGACAUUGAAAAGCUUUUUGAAUGAAAAUUUUAGAAUAUUAAAAUUUCAAUGGGUGGCAUCACAACUGAGGCUUACGAUUGUAAUGGACUUCGCCAUAUUCUAGAUAGUAAAGAAAAACUAAAUAUAUUUUGCAUCGAUUGAUCUUUUUGUUGUGGUGAAUUAAUAUUAUUUAAUGAGCAAAUAAUUAAUGAGUAUGAAUAAAAACACAUCUGAACUUUUCUUGAUCUGCCUUUUUACCGCAAAGAGUUUUUGACUUAUUGUAAAAAGUUCUAUUAAAGAGUUCCGGUUCUACGAGAAUGCAUUAUUGUGGUUUAAAUGCCAGACUGUUUACAUCAUGCUUAUGUUGACAAUAUCAAUACUGACUUCAUCUACAAUUAUUACUCUUUAAGGUAUGUAACUGCAGAGAUUGCAAGAAUAAUUGUUUCAUUUGAUAAUGUCUGGCAGACCACCCGAGGAGUUAGCUGCUGAGUUAGAUAAAAUAUUUUUGAAAUGUUCUAAUGCGAAAAAUGGAAAAACAAUAUCAGUGGAAACUCUUGUGGAUGGAUUGGUGGUUUUAUAUGAUGAAUGUUUUAAUUCAUCACUGAGACGUGAGAAAACAGUUUCAAGUUUUAUAGAAUAUGUGAAGCCAACAGUUGAAAAAAUAAAAGGUUUACGGCUGAGCCGUGAUGAUUUUGAAGCCUUAAAAAUUAUUGGAAGAGGAGCAUUUGGUGAAGUAGCUGUAGUUAAGCAUAAAACAACUGGCAAGGUGUAUGCAAUGAAAAUUCUUAACAAAUGGGAAAUGUUAAAAAGAGAAGGGACUGCCUGUUUCCAAGAAGAGCGAGAUGUUUUAGUUUAUGGUGAUAAAAGGUGGAUUACACACCUGCAUUACGCAUUUCAAGAUGACAGUAAUUUAUACUUUCUUAUGGAUUACUAUUGUGGUGGUGAUCUACUAACACUGUUAAGCAAGUUUGAAGACCAUCUGCCGGAAGAUAUGGCGAAAUUUUAUAUUGUAGAGAUGAUUUUAGCUGUUCAUUCUAUUCAUAGACUGGGCUAUGUGCAUCGUGAUAUUAAACCUGAUAAUGUUUUGCUAGAUGCUUCUGGUCAUAUUCGUCUAGCUGAUUUUGGUUCCUGUUUAAAAUUACUUGAAGAUGGCUCAGUACAAUCAAAUGUAGCUGUUGGAACGCCUGAUUAUAUUUCACCUGAAAUACUAAGGGCGAUGGAAGAUGGUCAGGGAAAGUAUGGUCCUGAAUGUGAUUGGUGGUCUUUAGGGGUUUGCAUGUAUGAAAUGCUGUAUGGAGAAACACCUUUCUAUGCUGAAUCUUUAGUUGAAACAUAUGGAAAGAUUAUGAAUCACAAGAAUUGUUUUGACUUUCCUGAUGAUCCAGGAUUCGUUGUAUCUGAAGAAGCCAAAGAUUUGAUGAGGAAGUUGAUAUGUUCAUCAGAUUGUAGGCUAGGACAACACGGCUUAGAGGAUUUUAAAAAUCAUCCUUGGUUUGAUGGCUUAGAUUGGGAUGAUGCAAAAAAUGCAACAGCUCCAUACAUUCCUGAAGUUAGCAGUCCAACAGAUACAUCUAAUUUUGAUGUUGAUGAAAGUGAUUUGAAACAUUCGGAAUCAUCACCACCAGUUGCAAAUCCAGUGUUUUCUGGUGUGCAUCUACCAUUCAUUGGUUUUACUUUUACCAGUGGAAGUAAAAUAUCUGACACUGGAUUUUUUAAAAUGAUUAAUGAGGUCUGUGAUAUUAUGGAUGGUGUUCCGAAUUCCUGCUUAGAAGAGAAAGUAGAAAUUUUAGAGAAAGAAAAAAGUGACCUUGCUAAAAAAAUUAGAGAAAUGUCAAAUUAUCAAAAUAAUACAUCUAGUGAUGAUAAUGUCAUCAAGAAUUCUGAAAAUGACGUAAGAAAGCUACAAGAUGAAGUGAACACUCUUCGAAAAAAAUCCUUAGAAUUGGAAAGGGAAUUGCAGAAGCAUCGCAAUGAUCAUCGUAAAAUCUUAACAGCUAAACAAGAUUUAGAAUCUAUUCAAGAUGAAAAAUCUUCUGUUAUAAAAGAUUUAGAAAAAACUAUAAAAUUACUCAAAGCAGAAAAAGAUGAUUUACAUAAAGAAGCAAUUGAAUCUCAAGAAAAACUUAAACUGCAAUCAAAGGAGUUGAAGGAUGCUCAAAUACAAAAGAAAUCUGCUAUGACUGAAUAUACAGAGAUUAGUGAUAAACUUUCUGAAGUACGAGCUCAAAAACAAAAAUUAUCGAGGCAGUUACGAGAUAAAGAAGAAGAGUUGGAAAAUGCAAUGCAAAAAAUUGAUACUUUCCGCCAAGAUAUGAGAAAAGCAGAUAAAUUGAGAAGAGAGCUGGAAAUCCGACUAGAGGAUAGCAAAUCAGAUAUAGCAAAAGAACAAAGAUUGCGAGAAAGGCUUGAAGAAACAAUUCGUCGCCUGGAAUCUGAAGUUGAAACACUGAAACGAAGGCAUGUCGGUAGAGCUUUUUCUCCUGAACAAACUGAUAAUAGUCAAGAACUUAGUCGUUUGAAAAUGGAGCUUGAAAAUUUGAAUUUGCAACACAAAGAUUCACUCUCUCAAUUACAAAUGAGGCACUGUGCUGAAAUAGCAGCUUUACAUGAUCAACUACAAGAAACUGAAGCAUCUAAAUUAAAAGCAGAGAAAGAAGUUGCCUUCUUUAAAGAUAAAUUUGAACAAGCUCGAUCAGAAAGGGAAUCGGAGCAUCAAGAUCUUUUGCGAGAACUUAAGCAGAGUCAUGCAAGAGAAAAAUCGAUGUUGCAAGACGAGCUUAAAAAAAUGACAUCUGAUGUAGAAAAAUAUAUCAAGACAUUGCAGAAAGUUGAAGAGGAAAAGAAGAGAUUGGAGAAUGACUUCUACCUGAUUAAAGACAAAAAAGAUUCCAUUAAUCAAUGGGAGGCUCAAAUUAGUGAAAUCAUUCAAUGGGUGAGUGAUGAAAAAGAUGCAAGAGGUUAUCUUCAAGCUUUAGCCUCCAAAAUGACUGAAGAAUUGGAUGCUUUGAAAAUGACUGGAGUUCCACCUACUUCAACAGUUGAGAAGAAUUGGAAAAACAGGAGAUCCCAAAAACUCGAUAAAAUGGAAUUGCUGAAUCUGCAGUCUAGCCUUCAAAGUGAAAUUCAAGCAAAGCAAGCUAUUAGUUUAGAAUUGAGUAGAGUUCGUGCUGAGCUGGUUGCUGAACAAAAAAUUCAUAAAGAUUGCUUACAACGUAUUGAGUUCUACAAGAGGGAGCAUAUGAAGAAAGAAAACCAAAUUAAAGAUUUGCAACAGAGAAUGGAAUCUGGAGAUAGCUCUGCAGAUGUGGAGCUACAUUGUCAAAAUGGAGAAAGUGAAAAACUUCUAAUUGAUGUUCUUGAUCGACCUUCUUCAAGGAUGUCAUUUCUUGACCAAUUUUUAAAAGAUACUUCUCAAAGGUUAACACAUAGUGAUAGUGGAGAAUCUGCUGGGGCAGGAGAUGAAGCUGAUGUAGAAGAUAAUCAACCAGCUUCUGGUGGAAGUAGUAAAUCAACAGCAUCAGAAGUAAGUGUGGACAAUUUUACCUUUUCACCUGUGAUAGAUUCAAGGCCAGUGAUCAAUUUAUUAACUCCAAAGCCUAAGGCUCAUCAAUUUUUGAUAAGAACAUUCCCAGCUCCUAUCAAAUGCAAUCAUUGUACCUCAUUAAUGAUUGGUCUCUGUAGGCAAGGUGUAGUUUGUGAAGUUUGUGGCUUUGCUUGCCAUGUAACUUGCCAAGAAAAAGUUCCAGCUGUUUGCCCUGUUCCAUCUGACCAAAUUAAGAGACCAGUUGGUAUUGAUCCUACUCGUGGCAUUGGUACAGCAUAUGAAGGCUAUGUUAAGGUUCCUAAACCAGGCGGUGUUAAAAAAGGUUGGAUGCGACAGUUCGUUGUAGUCUGUGAUUUUAAAUUAUUUCUUUACGAUUUAGCACAAGAUAAAAGCACUCAACCAAACACUUGGAUCUCUCAAGUGUUAGAUAUGAGAGAUGAAGAAUUUUCGGUUAGCUCUGUUUUGGAUUCUGAUGUUAUUCAUGCGAAUAAAAAGGAUAUACCUUGUAUAUUUCGAGUUACAACAUCAAUGCUAAAUCCUCCUGGCAUGAAAAAUCAUACAUUGAUGCUUGUGGAGAAAGAAAGUGAAAAACUAAAGUGGGUAGAUGCGUUAAAUGAACUUCAUCGUAUUCUGCGUCGAAACAAACUGUCUUCUAAAACUGUAUUUCAAGCCAAGGAAAUUCUUGAUAACACAUUGACUCUUAUUAAAAGCGCUACAUCAGCUGCAGUAAUAGAUCCAGAGCGAAUUGUGCUUGGCACUGAAGAAGGCUUAUACUGUGUGGAUUUAGACAGAGAAGAAAUAGCCAGGGUUGGUGAUGGAAAGAAGGUUUGCCAGCUUGAGUAUAUUGCUGAGGAACAAUUAUUACUUGCUGUAGCAGGGAAGCAAAGAUUUUUGCGAUUGAUACCUGUUGGUGCUCUUGAUGGACAAGAUGUUGAAUGGACCAAAGUGCCUGAUACUAAAGGUUGCAUUACCUUUUGUACUAUGUGUAUAAACAAUGGCAACACUUCUCUCUAUCUAUUUUGUACAGCAAUAAAGAAACAGGUUUUAGUUUAUGAAGUGAAUCGAACAAAGGGUAGACACCAUCGACGAAAAGAGAUAUGCUUACCUGUUCCAGCGGUCACUUUAGAUGUCAUCGGAAAUAGAUUAUGUGUUGGUCUUCCAUCAGCUUUUCAUUUAUAUUCUGUAAUUGAUGACAGCCCUCCUAUCUCUCUUGUGAAUACAGACUCUACAGAUCUAACAUUCUUCUUACAUAACCUGAUGGAUCCCUAUCUCGCUGUUGAACUACAGAAUAAUGAAUAUUUGCUUGUAUUUUCCCAAUUAGGAAUAUAUGUUGAUGGCUUUGGUAGAAAAUGCAGAGAAAAAGAAUUAAUGUUUCCUGCACCUCCAGUUGCUGUCAGUUACACAGAUGGUUAUUUAAAUGUAUAUAGUGAAACACAUGUAGAUAUUUUUGAUGCUUCAUCUGGUGAAUGGCUACAAACUUUGAAUGUGAAGAAGACUAAACCUUUGUGCCGCAAUGGACUACUGUGUUUUUCAUUAGCCACUGACAUGCCACACAUUAUUUAUUUACAUAAUGUAUUACACCGGUCUAAUAGAGUUUGUGUACCUGAAACAACUGCUCAUCCUAUAAAAAGUAGACAAAGUAAGGCUAUGCUUAACAGAGUACGUAGACGAUUUUCUGUUCGCGAGCCUGAAAGAACUGGAAAAGGGAAUGUGGAUCGACGAUCCCGGCUGAUUUCAGGCCCGACAAAUUUUAAUCAUAUCUCUCACAUGGGUCCUGGAGCUGGUAUUCAACUUCAAAAACUUGUUGAUUUGCCUCAGUAUAAACAGAACUCAUUACCUCAAGAUGAAAACAAGAAAAGUUUAUUCUUAGCAGGCAAGUUAUCAAGUCAGCGCCCUGUUGUGUCCAUGCCAGUUAUAUCUCCAGAUGGUUCUGUUUCUUCUCAGGAUCAUUCUUCUAGUUUUUACACCGCUUCUGGCCAUAGUUCAUCAGGUCAACGAGAAGGUACGCUUGAUCAGUCGAGUCCUCGAAAUUCAAUAGCUUCAAACAACAGUUCUUUUAGCUCUCCUCCCAGUCCACAGACUAAAAGAGAUGAAGAUAAAGAAUCAUCUAGCAAUGAAUCUUAAACAUUCUUUUUGUGACUCAUAAAAACUGUUGCUCAGCAUGCCUCGCCUUUU
Messenger RNA from Parasteatoda tepidariorum (common house spider), 5739 nucleotides. NCBI's taxonomy places the organism in Eukaryota, Metazoa, Arthropoda, Arachnida, Araneae, Theridiidae. The record is from RefSeq and is a predicted model, not a curated record.